AUGGAUGACAUCAAGGUUGAGACGGGAAACCCAGACGGCGUCAACGUCAGGCGGCCCGUCGCCUCCCGAAACCAGCCUCUGUCGGACACGGUCCGUUCGUUCGUGCCGUGGACCUCGGACACGACGGAGCAAAACGGGGCCGGCGAGUGGCCGUCAACUCGCUGA
Molecule: messenger RNA, 165 nt
Organism: Verticillium nonalfalfae
Lineage: Eukaryota; Fungi; Ascomycota; Sordariomycetes; Glomerellales; Plectosphaerellaceae
Exons: 2
Coding region: 1-165 (54 amino acids)
Source: RefSeq, a predicted model, not a curated record